Messenger RNA from Cryptosporidium muris RN66, 348 nucleotides. RefSeq lists its product as uncharacterized. The record is from RefSeq and is a predicted model, not a curated record. The transcript has a single exon. Lineage: Eukaryota; Apicomplexa; Conoidasida; Eucoccidiorida; Cryptosporidiidae. The annotation marks the transcript as partial.
AUGUUUAAUAAGCAAGUACUAAAUUUUGGCAAGUGUGAAUAUAUAAGAACUACAAGCCUACCAACUUUAAAAUAUAAUCAAUUUUUGAAUUCAAGUGACGAAAUAAAUGCUUCAUCACAUAUUUCGGAUAAUUUCUUAGAUGUAAAGAUAAGAGAUGAAAUCAAGAUGAAUUUGGACAAGGGAAGUAAUGAUACUAUUUGCAGAAUUGAAGAUAAUAAUUUUUUAAAACCAAUAUCUGAAGAUAGAAAAUUUAGAUUUAUUAAAUUAAAGAAUAAUAUUGAAUGUUUUUUAAUUUCAGAUAGUCAAUCUCAAGAAUCAGCUGCAGCUUUAAGUGUUGGGAUAGGAAGU